AUGACAAGCUUACAGGAGUCAGCGCCAUUGGAAAAUGGCUCAAGAAAGAAUUCGAGCAUCCAGAAUCAGGUCGCCGACGCCAACCAAGGUGAACUUUGCAAUGAAUCUGCAAGCUCCGCAGCUAAAUUUCGUAUAGAUGGCCCCUAUCCAAGGGGAUACCCUGAGCUUGCAGCAUUCAUGAGAAGUGAUCCUGAAAUCGGCAUAUUUCGGCGAUUUGAUUAUCUCCAUCUGCGAGAACUGCUGUACUUGCAGGAAGAGCUCACCCACUUGGAGGAGCAGUUGCACACGAUCGACAGAACUGAACCGAUAGAGAUCAACAAUAUGAGUCGGCGGCUCGACAGCAAUGAAGAGCGGAAGAAAGUAAUUUCAGAAAUUAGGUUACUAGUAACCUAUGACCGAAUCGUCAAUUUGAACUCGCCAACGAAAAGAAAUAUUCGUCAUUUCCGUCGAUGGCUAGACAGUAGGAACCCCGUAGUUGCAGAGGAAUCGACUGUCUAUCACAACGAACGCGAUCUUUGCACUACAUAUGCAUGUGUCUCAGAUUAUUCAUCACUAGAGACAUCUGAUCACCGAUGGGAUAGCAAUCAAGUUCAAUACGCAUCUGACAGUCGCAUCCGCAAGGCGGCAAAGCUGACAGCCGUUAUUGGAGCCUCUUCCUCGCUUCUCGUUCCCAUUAUCGUUCUAUACUUCGUGCAUGCUCAGUCUACCCGGCUACUUUGCAUUGCUCUCUUCACUAUCUCUUUCUCCGCACUACUGGCAAUUUUCACUAAAGCCAAGAGCUCCGAAAUAUUUGCUGCAACUGCUGCGUAUGUUGACGAUUCAAAAUAA
Molecule: messenger RNA, 828 nt
Organism: Penicillium soppii
Lineage: Eukaryota; Fungi; Ascomycota; Eurotiomycetes; Eurotiales; Aspergillaceae
Exons: 3
Coding region: 1-828 (275 amino acids)
Source: RefSeq, a predicted model, not a curated record